Fusarium vanettenii 77-13-4 is the source of this 330-nucleotide messenger RNA. RefSeq lists its product as uncharacterized. The transcript has 2 exons. Lineage: Eukaryota; Fungi; Ascomycota; Sordariomycetes; Hypocreales; Nectriaceae. Bases 1 to 330 code for a protein of 109 amino acids. The record is from RefSeq and is a predicted model, not a curated record.
AUGCUCGUCACUUCCGUCGUCGGCCUUCUCAUCACCGCUGUCGGUGCCAUCGCUGCUCCCGGCGGUCACCACCCCCCUCCCCCUCCUCCUCCUCCUCCCCCUUCCGUGGGCCCAGUCAACCAGAUCCAAUCCAUCUCUUGCAGCAGCGGUGCCGCCUACUGCUGCACCCCCGAGACCGACGGGUGGGGCAGCAACUACUUCCAGUGCUCCAACUACCUCAACUCCUGCAACAGCAUUGUCGUCUGCUGCAACAGCCAGGCCAACCAGGGCUCCGCUUCUGUGCAGACUUGCUCUGCCUUUGGUAACACCAAGGUUAUCUACGUCAACUAA